CAGGAGAUUUAACGAAACAAGUAUUCUGACAACUGUGCAGAUACCAGGAAGCAUAUACAAAUACGAUGUGGUGUUGACUGGCGACUCAAAUUGUGAGAUCAUCCUUGAUACACUCGGACUAAAAUCUGAAAAAGACAUGCCGUGUAAGACUGUUGGUGUUUUCCAAGUGCCUCACCACGGAAGCAAGAAAAACAGUAGUAUGGCACAAACAAAAGGACAAGGUUCUUACCUGAGUUGUCAUACAUUUUACACGACAUUUGUUGCAAAAAUCUACUUAAUCAGUCAUGGUAAUCACAAAGGGUAUAAUCAUCCGCAUAGUGAAGUUAUCACAGGCAUUCUCUCUGCUGCUGUCCAGAAUAAAAAUAAGUGCAAGAUAGUGGUCACGGCAACACAGUUUGAAUCAAGUUCAAGCGAGGAAAAUGCAAAAAUCAAUUACAUUGAAGGCGGCAACAACGUAUCAAACUGGAGGAACUAUGUUGAUAUCUACUACUUCAAGAAAGACAUUCCGUACGUCACACUGGAUCAUACCGAUAAAACAGUACCAGAUGACUUACAGAAGUACAGUAUAGAAGAGGAAAACGACGAGCGUGAAAAGCGUGAACACAGUAUUGAAAAAGGUUCUAGCUCUGCAAUACUUGAAGAAACACUAAUCACAGAAGAAGGUUCUAGCUCAGCAAUACCCAACAAAUCUGAGGAAACACCGAUCACAGAACAUUCUAAAUCAAGAAGCUCUUUGAAAGUCAUGUACCAGAGAAAGACGUUGCUUUGCUACAGCCUUCAACUGCAACUCCAACCAUCAUUGAGUCACACGAACUUGACUGUACAGUGUGUGGAAAACAAACUGAACCCACUCGCGUAGUCAUAUGCACGCAAUGCAAUUCCCAUGCCCAUGCCAACGGAGAGUGUACCCGUUACACUAGGGCAUCUAAGAACUACCUCUGUGCUAAGUGCCGAACAUGUACCGUUUGUAAUGAGUUAACCAAAGAAUCUGGAACGUUCACAGCUGUAUGUAAACUAUGCGGAUCUCAAGCUCAUGCCAAUGCAGAGACAGACUGCACCCCGUAUACAUGUAAAAAGUAUGUUUGCAAGAAGUGCGUUUCCGAACUGUCAACAUGAACGGUUUGCAACAAGGUAACAUGCAGAUCAAAUACUGUGUGCACAUUAUACUAUUAAUAGUUAUUAAAUUUACUUCCUGAUUCGUUAUUAUUGUAUGGUUUCUGUUGCAUGCUCUAUUAUGUGAGAGCCCGGCUUUAGAAUUUGCUCUAUAUACCUUUGUGAAAAUCUUGUGCCUAUAUAUAAAUACAUAAUUAUACCUUUGUUCUUGUGCAUUUUAUCAGUUGUUAAAUACUAUUUCGAACUCAAAUGUUGUCUGCGUGGAACAGUCUCACCUAUUACAUUUGAUUCAUUACCGAGGGGCUGCAGUUUAGUUAGUCAGUCAAUGUGUCUGUUUUGUCGGUUUUGUAUUUUGACUUACUGUCUUAGUUUUUGUCUCGGUCAAUGUACUGUAUACUGCUCAGU
Molecule: messenger RNA, 1518 nt
Organism: Halichondria panicea
Lineage: Eukaryota; Metazoa; Porifera; Demospongiae; Suberitida; Halichondriidae
Exons: 3
Coding region: 137-859 (240 amino acids)
Source: RefSeq, a predicted model, not a curated record